This is a messenger RNA of Cinclus cinclus, 2199 nucleotides long. RefSeq names its product tudor domain containing 5 (gene TDRD5). NCBI's taxonomy places the organism in Eukaryota, Metazoa, Chordata, Aves, Passeriformes, Cinclidae. The transcript has 13 exons. Gene Ontology annotation, biological process: spermatogenesis. The record is from RefSeq and is a predicted model, not a curated record.
AUGGCGGCCCCGGUGGAUUUGGGGAGGGGGGGCCCGCCCUCGCGCCCCGGAAAGGCGGGAAAAGGACCGCGCAUGCGCGCGGGCAGGCCGGAGCCAUGGCGCCGUGCGUGUGGGAGCGUGGGGGUGUGCCGGCAUGGGGCUGAGGGGAGCGGGAGGGCGUGUGCGGGACAGAGACCCUGUCAGGCUGAGGGGCGAACCCCCGCGUUGGGGGUCGCGGGGGUUUCUGCGAAGCGUACCGAGGCGUCGAAGCAGGCGCCGCUCAUGGAGGUGCUCAAGAAGGAGGUGAGGGCAAUGCUGAUCGCUGCCAAAGGGGGCUUGACGCCGGAGCAGCUGGAAGAGCAGUACACGGCCAUGGUCUGCAAACCUCUCCCUCUGCACGACCUGGGCUUCCAGUCCACCUUGGAGCUGGUGACACAAAUGCCUGAAGUUGUCCGAAUUUGUUCUUCUAAGAAUGGCACUUUAAUCCUCAAAGCCAUCGCAGAUGACUCCACCAAAGGGAUUGCCAAGCUGGUUGCCAACCAGAAAGUAAAGGCACGUAAGGCAUCAAACAAAACUGCUGUGAAGGCAAAUGCUACUUUUCCCACUAAGAAUUCUAAGAAUCCACAGAGUUUCCGAACUCUGAGUGCCAGGACUCCUGUCCUGCCAGCAGUGGUGAAGGCUGAGCUGCAGGAUCUGCUGAGCUCCUCACCGCUUCUGCUUGUGGACUUGGACAAGGCCUUCCUCAGACGCUUUGGCCGGGCGUUCCAGUACAGGCAGUAUGGAUUUUUGUCCAUGUUUGAAGUCCUCAGGAGCAUGUCUGAUUCCGUUGUCAUUGAGCAGACAAAGGCAGGUUCCUUGCUGGUCCUGAGGAAGUGCUUGGCAAGCCACAUAGAAAAGGAAGAGGUGCCUCAGGCUGAGGAAGAAGAAGAGGUGCCUCAAGCAGCAUCUGCAGCUGAGAUGCCUCCUUUGGAGCCCAUCCGUGAGACAGAGAGCUUCCACCAGGCAGCACUUCUGGUGGAUUCUGAGCCAGUGCAAACACAAGCAGUAGAUUUGGGUGAUCACUUUAAACAACAUCAAGGUUCUGAGCAGUUUCCACCAACUCCAGAAAUCCCUCCAGAUGCUGUUCAGGGCAGAAGCCUUUGCAGUUUGCCACCUCUGAAGAGAAGGUGCUUGGUGGGAGUCAUUGUGGAAUUCAUUGUCUCUCCUAGCCAGUUCUACAUCCACAUCUGCAGCGCAGAAGCAUCUUACAAACUGCAGGAUCUGAUGUUUGAGAUGAGGCAUGUUUACUCACAUAAAGUUGCUUCUGAUAAAUACAUCAUGCCUGAGUCUGCAGUGCGGCCUGGGCAGCUCUGCUGUGUCAUGGUCUGCAAGUGGUGGUACCGUGUGAUCAUCCACCGUGUGAUCAAUGACCAGGAGGUGGAGGUGUUCUAUGCAGACUAUGGACACCUCCAAAUUGUCCAGAAGUCUUGGCUGAGAUUCCUCAAGUGGCACUACUUGAAGCUCCCUGCUCAGGCCAUCCCGUGUUCCUUGGCAUGGGUAAAACCCGUGGAGGGUACGUGGUCCAGUGCAGCAGUUCUCCUCUUCAAGCACCUCUGUCGCUUCAAGGAACUUGUGGGCAUUGUGGAUGAAUAUGUGGAUGGUGUUCUGUACCUCUUCCUGUGUGACACAUCCACCAAGGAGGACGUCUACUUCCACUCUGUCUUGAGGGAUAUGGGAUAUGCUGAUGUCUGUGGAGAGAACAUCCCUUCCCAGGAAUUUGAGGAACUGAAUCCUUCAGCCUUGUAUGUUCAGCCCAGUGGAAGGCAGGGGAGUGCUGGAUUUGUGAAGCCAGACCUUUGCUUGCAGCAGGAAUCUCAAGAUGAAGACGACUUCGGGGAGUUUGUGUGCUACCUCCCAUACGUGCACCGUAACUUUUCAACAUCUCAUUCUCUUGGAGAGUCCUCAAUGCCUGCUGUCUUAGUCAAGUCAGCAGAAGACCUUUACACCUCCUUUAUUUACUCCAGGCAAUGAGCAGAAAUGAGGCAAGAUGACCCAGAUCAGAUAGAAAGCUUUUCCAGCAGGGUUCAACUUGAAGCUGUACAUCCCACUGUUGGAUUCAUGGCAGCACCAUUUAUGCUGCGCCUUCUUGACAUGGCUACUCAGCCUGAGAAGGAAGGUGUGAUAAGAGUGGAGAAGCUGGAGCUGCUGCCAAAGAACGCUCUCUUUGCCUAUGGCAAGUGA